Molecule: messenger RNA, 1507 nt
Organism: Selaginella moellendorffii
Lineage: Eukaryota; Viridiplantae; Streptophyta; Lycopodiopsida; Selaginellales; Selaginellaceae
Product: putative MYST-like histone acetyltransferase 1
Exons: 15
Coding region: 57-1385 (442 amino acids)
Biological process (GO): regulation of DNA-templated transcription
Molecular function (GO): histone acetyltransferase activity
Source: RefSeq, a predicted model, not a curated record
UAAUCUAAAAUCUCCCAUUAGACACGUGGCAUAAGCUAGGGUUUUGGGGCUUGGCAAUGGAGAGGGCGAUCGGCGCUGCUGAUCCGAAAUAUGUGGCUGGAUCGAAGAUUAUCUGCGUUUCGUCGUGGGACAAUGCGCGGCAUUCGGCCGAGAUCAUCGAUCGCAGGGCCUCCAAGGAUGGAAUUGAGUACUACGUUCACUACAUUGAUCUGAACAAGCGCAUGGACGAGUGGGUUUCUCCAGGGCGGAUAGAGAGAUUGGACACGGAAGUUGCUCCAACGUUGAAGUCUAUGAUGGCUGAGAAGCUUGCUCCACUCACAAUUCCUGGCACACCGAAUUCAGGUGGACAGGGAUCCUGUGAUAGCAAGCACGACACUCCAGGCACGUCAGACAGGAAGCUCACCAGGAAUUUUAAGCGGAGAUAUGACGAGAUUCACAACGUCCAAAAGGGAGUGGACGAGCUUGCACCCAUCGAUCAAACUCUAGAAAAGGAGCACGAGGAGAAGACGAAGAUCAAGAACAUACAGGUUGUGGAACUGGGAAAAUAUGAGAUGGACACCUGGUACUAUUCGCCCUAUCCAGAUGAGUACGCGCACGAGCACAAGCUUUACAUUUGCGAGUUUUGUCUCAAGUAUGUCAAGAAGAGAAGAACUAUUGAGCAACAUAAGAUAACGUGCCACCUGAAGCGGCCUCCAGGCAAGGAAAUAUAUCGAAUGAGUGCCCAGUCCGACGAUGGAAGCGGCAAAGCUACUUUGGCUCUCUUUGAAGUGGAUGGGUUACUACAAAAGCUCUAUUGCCAGAACUUGUGCCUGUUUGCGAAGCUCUUUCUGGAUCAUAAGACUCUAUUUUAUGACGUCGAGGCUUUCUUGUUCUAUAUUCUCACCGAGAUUGAUGAAGACGGGUUCCAUUUAAUGGGAUAUUUUUCAAAGGAAAAGCUUUCACUGGAGGAGUACAAUUUGGCCUGCAUUUUAACGCUACCUCCUUUUCAGCGACGCGGAUACGGACGCUUGCUGAUUACUUUUGCGUAUGAACUUACAAAGCGCGAGGGUAAAUCGGGGACACCAGAGCGCCCGCUAUCUGACCUUGGGAAGGUGAGCUUUAGAAGCUACUGGACGCGAAUUCUACUGAGCAUUCUCAAGGAUCAUCGGGGAAAUUUGUCUAUAAAGGAUUUAAGUACCAUGACAGCCAUUCGCACUGACGACAUUGUUCAAACUCUUCAAUCUCUGAAUCUUAUCAAGUACUGGAAAGGCCAGCACAUUCUUUCAGUUACAGCACGCGUGGUUGACGAGCAUUUGAAGAAUGUCGGACCACAACCAACCUGGAGCAUUGAUCCAGCGAAGAUGAACUGGACUCCAACAACAUAUGCAAUCAAAAGGCCACGGUGACGUAGUUUAGAGGGACCGAAGGAGGACUGUAAGAGACGUGAGUAGGACUACAGAUGAUGCAGCUGUGACAGUUGAGAGCAGGGACAAGAUUAUAAGAACUUUGCUCGGCCUCAUAUUCAACA